This is a messenger RNA of Neopelma chrysocephalum (saffron-crested tyrant-manakin), 3331 nucleotides long. RefSeq names its product ArfGAP with GTPase domain, ankyrin repeat and PH domain 2 (gene AGAP2). NCBI's taxonomy places the organism in Eukaryota, Metazoa, Chordata, Aves, Passeriformes, Pipridae. The transcript has 19 exons. The annotation marks the transcript as partial. Gene Ontology annotation, molecular function: GTPase activity; GTP binding; protein binding. Gene Ontology annotation, cellular component: nucleus. The record is from RefSeq and is a predicted model, not a curated record.
CCCAAACCCGACCCCCGGGGGGCCAAGGGCACCUUGGAGGGGCAGGGGGAGCGGGGUCGAGCCCCCCCGGACGCCCCCCAACCCGCCGCCGCCCCCCGCCGCCCGCUGCUGGGCCAGGCCAGUUGGGGGGGCCCCGAGGGCCCCCCGGAGGGGGACAGAGCCCCCCCGCCGCCCCCGGUGCCCCCCGCCUCCUCCCCGCACCCCUCCGCCGGCGCCCGCCGCCUCCGCCUGGCCGGCCCCAAACCCCCCAAACCGGGCAGCGCCGGGGGGGCCCGCGGGACCCCCGACCCCCGGGGGAGCAAGACCCCCCCCAAACCCGCCGGCAGCCGCCUCUCGUGGCCCGAGGGCGAGGGCAAGGGGCGCCCCAAGGCGGGGGCCAAGGCCGAGGGGCCCCCCCGGGCCCGGCUGUCCCCCCACAAGGGCAAGAGCAAGACCCUGGACUACAGCGACCUGCAGCCCGGGCCGGGGGCUCUGACCCCCGCGCCCCCCCCCGAGACGGGCUUGAAGCGGGGCCGCGAGGGGGGUCGCGCCUCCACCCGCGACCGAAAGAUGCUCAAGUUCAUCAGCGGCAUCUUCACCAAGAGCCCCGCGGCGACCCCCACCCACCCCGCGCCCCCCUGGGCCCCUCCCUGCGCCGACCCGGCCAGGGCCGCCCCCCCCAAGGCCCUGGUGAACAGCCAGGAGUGGACCCUGGGCCGCUCCGUCCCCGAGAUCCGCCUGGGUGUCCUGGGCAGCAGCAAGAGCGGGAAGUCAGCGCUCGUCCACCGCUUCCUCACCGGCUCCUACGUGGGCCUGGAGCCCACUGAGAGCGGGCAGUUCAAGCGCGAGGUGACGGUGGAUGGGCAGAGCCACCUCCUGCUCAUCCGGGAGGAGGCCGGAGCCCCGGACGCGCAGUUUGCCAACUGGGCGGACGCCGUGAUCCUGGUCUUCAGCCUGGAGAGCGAGAGCAGCUUCGAGGAGGCGUCGCGGCUGCACGAGCUGCUCUGCGGCCUCCGCGGCGCCGGCGACGUGGCCCUGGCGCUGGUGGGCACCCAGGACAAGAUCAGCUCGUCCAGCCCGCGGGCGGUGGAGGACGCACGGGCCCGGGCGCUCUGCGGGGACUCGCGGCGCUGCCUCUACUACGAGACCUGCGCCACGUACGGGCUCAACGUGGACAGGGUGUUCACCGAGGUGGCCCAGAAGGCCGUGGCGCUGAAGAAGCAGCAGCAGCUCGUGGCCUCCUGCAAGUCCCUGCCCAGCUCCCCAAGCCACUCGGCCGCCUCCACCCCUGUGGGGGGGGUCCACCCCAGCCAGGCCAGCAACGGGGGCCACACCAGCGACUACUCGUCCUCUCUGCCCUCCACGCCCAACGUGAGCCACCGGGAGCUGCGCAGCGAGACCCCCGCCCCCCUGGGCACCCCCAGCUCCCUCCACCGCGGGGCCAAGCGCCGCACCAGCCUCUUCGCCACUCGCCGCGGCAGCGACUCGGAGAAGCGCAGCCUGGACAGUCGUGGCGAGGCCACCGGCAGCGGCCGCGCCAUCCCCAUCAAACAGAGCUUCCUGCUCAAGCGCAGCGGCAACUCCCUGAACAAGGAGUGGAAGAAGAAGUACGUGACCCUGUCCAGCAACGGGCUCCUCUUCUACCACCCCACCAUCAACGACUACAUCCACAGCACGCACGGCAAGGAGAUGGACCUGCUCCGCACCACGGUCAAGGUGCCCGGCAAGCGCCCGCCCAGGGCCAUCUCGGCCUGUGGCCCCUCCGCCAGCAUCAACGGGCUGGUGCGGGACCCCGAGCCGGGGGGUGGUGUCCCCUCCGUGGGGCUGAGCCUCCCCCCCGAGCCGGGGCUGAAGGUGGUGGGCAAGGGCGAGCGGUCGCUGCAGCGCUGCGCCUCGGCCUCCAGCGCCAAGCUCAUCCCCUCAGGUCAGUGCCACGGCACCGGCAUGGGCACGGGCACGCCUGGGGGCACGGCCACCUCCCGGGGCACGGGCAGGGACCGGCCUGGGGUGGCCUCGCUGGGCGCGGUGGCUCCUGAGGAGCUCAAGGACCUGCUGGUUGUGGUGGCCCUGGUGGCCACGAUGACCCUGACCCCCCCUUCGAGGCCAUGUCCAGCCCCGGCAGCGCGGGCAGGGACCCCCCCCCCGUCCCCCCUGGUCGACAGGAAGAAGCACCGGCGGAAGAAGCUGAUGACGCCGUCCAAGACCGAGGGCUCGGCGGGGCAGGCGGAAGCCAAGCGCAAAAUGUGGAAAUUAAAAAGCUUUGGUAGUUUAAGAAAUAUUUAUAAAACAGAGGAGGAGAACUUCGAGUUCCUGAUCGUGUCGAGCACGGGGCAGACGUGGCACUUCGAGGCCGGCAGCUUCGAGGAGCGCGACGCGUGGGUGCAGGCCAUCGAGAGCCAGAUCCUGGCCAGCCUGCAGUGCUGCGAGAGCAGCAAGAACAAGGCGCGCAUGGACUCCCAGAGCGAGGCCGUGGCCAUCCAGGCCAUCCGCAACGCCCGAGGGAACUCGCUCUGCGUCGACUGCGGGGCACCCAACCCCACGUGGGCCAGCCUGAACCUGGGCGCCCUGAUCUGCAUCGAGUGCUCGGGCAUCCACCGCAACCUGGGCACGCACGUGUCGCGCGUGCGCUCGCUGGACCUGGACGAUUGGCCGCGGGAGCUGACGCUGGUGCUCACGGCCAUCGGCAACGCCACGGCCAACAGCAUCUGGGAGCAGAACCCGCGCGGCCGCUGCAAACCCACCCACGAGUCCUCACGGGAGGAGCGGGAGUCGUGGAUCCGCGCCAAGUACGAGCAGCGGCUGUUCCUGGCUCCGCUGCCCGCGGCCGAUACCCCCCUGGCCGAGCGGCUGCUCGGGGCCGUGCGGGAGCGGGACCUGCCCGCGGUGCUGCUGCUCCUCGCCCACGGGCACAAGGAGCAGCUGAACGCGCCCUCGGGGGACCCCGAGCGCCGCACGGCCCUGCACGUGGCCUGCGACACCGCCCAGGUGGUCGUCACCCAACUGCUCGUCUGGUACGGGGCCGACGUGCGGGCCCGGGACGGGCACGGCCGCACCGCGCUGUUCUACGCCCGCCGCGCCGGCAGCCGCGAGUGCUCCGACAUCCUCCUGCAGCACGGCUGCCCCGGCGAGGGGCCCGGCAGCCCCCCGACCCCCGGCAGCCCCCCGACCCCCGGCCCCCUGAGCCCCGGCGGCCCCCCGACCCCCGGCCCCCGCCGCCGCAGCAGCUGCGCCAGCGUGGGGGGGCCCUGCGAGCCCCGCUCGGCGCUCGUAUAGCCCCCCCCCGAGGGGCCCGGAGCCCCCCCAGCCCUCGGCCGCGGGGUCACCCCGGUGCCACCCCCCGACGGUGCCCCCG